AUGCUAAUUUGCGACGUGGGAUCAGCUCUACAGAGGCCUGUUCUCUCCCCUGAUGGACGGCUUCUGGCCGCUAUCUCCACGGAUCAGAAGAUCCAUCUUGUUGAUCUUGCUGCGGCCACAAAUGGUCACAGGUCCAUCACGGUAAUCAAAAUACCGCAGUCGGCACGAUCAUUUCUCAGAGAAUGCGCCAUAAUACGAUGGUCUCCAGAAACGAUGUGGAUGUCGGAGGAGGUAGCAGAUACACUCUCGACCACCACAUCCGAGUGUGAAUUCGGUCGGACGUGGCUCUUGCUCUCAGACGGCGACCGUCUGAUUGCGCUAAGCACAGAGCUGAGGUCGCCGAGAGCCAUGCGUGGCAUCGGAGACGAGACUUUGACAAAAUCAAAUAUACUCUCCGACUACAAGUUCGGAAAGUACUUUGGCAAACUCAGCCUUGCCGAGUUUGUCUUCAACCACCGACACGUACUGGUAUUCUUUGAGCGGGGGACCAACGCUGCCAUUCUAAGCAUGACGAAACCACAGCGAGAAGACAUACCACAUGUCAAAUUCUCGGACAGCCGGAGCCUGGGUAUUGGUCCUGGCGCGCGGUACUUUGCCUUACUUAGGCGAGACCGGGGACAGGACAGAGUUACCGUGUUUGAACUCGGCCAAAGCAACGACAUAACGUACAAAUCAUUCGAUUCGAAUACUGCAGAUGCACAGAGCAUGGCGUGGUGUCCGGCAGGCAGUCCGGUGAUAGCUGUUUGCGACUCGGCGGCACAUGGUGCAAGAAUUUCCUUUUUCACUGCGCAAGGUCAUUAUUUAAAGCAGCUCGACAUCACGCCCACUUCAUUCGGACAAAGUAUCGAGCUCGUGGAUGGCCUCGGGGUGACUCAUUUCCAAUGGAUACGGACACAGGAAAAGGGCGACAGCAAAACAGUCCAGAUAGUAACGACUGCACAGGCACAUAUGGUGAUGCGAUACCACAGCACAAAGAGCAUUCGAGUCAGCACAAUUGCGGCCUUCAAACACACGCACAUCGUCGACGGGGCCCGCACGACUAUCUGGCAGGAAACCCUCCCGGCACAAGGCCCUUCUUUGACGCUUUUCGUGCGACAGACGGGCACAUUCGAUGCAUUGAAAGAGAAGCAGAAUGAGACGAGAAAACCAUCCACGUCCGCUUCCACAUCCACGUCUACCAUAGCAGAUUCGAAUUCGAUCGACAUUACAUCUCUCAACUGCGAUCAGAGCCUCCUAGCCACAAGAAUCCGCGUAUCUCCUCGCACCCUAUUUCUCUGGAAAUCGGAAGAUAUCGCACCUAAUACUGGCGUAGCCGCUCACCCGCAUGUUGUCCUCCUUUUCUCUCACCCCAUCAAGCAAGUCCUCUGGCACCCGCGACGACCAGACAUCCUCCUUGUCCUGACCACGAAUAAGACUCCCAUACUGUACGCCUGGACCGACGACCUUCUUAGUCCACCUACUAGCGGAUUGAUUCCCUUCGAGACUGUCACCACUACGGAUACGAAUAUUCACCUAAACAUGAACAGAAGCACGAACUACUCUGCUUCCUGGCUCGGAGAAUGUAUUAAAAACGAGGAAGGAGGAGAUGGAUGUCGCGUGCCCAUCCUCUUAACGUCCAAGUUCGCCUAUGAGGCAGGCUAUCUCUCCGAACAGGGCGGCGAACUAGUAUUCAAAAGUAUCAUUACCGACCCGCCCCUAGGGCCACUUGAGAUGAGCUCGCUGAGCGUGACGGAGGAGAUUGACACUCCCAGUCGUAGACCAGAGGGCUCGAAGAAGGCGAGGUUCACUGUCGAAGCGAACCCCAAGACGGAUAAGGAUGAUCCUAUCUUUGCGGAGGCCGGGUGGAGGAAGGCGCACUGGUAG
Exophiala spinifera is the source of this 1863-nucleotide messenger RNA. RefSeq lists its product as uncharacterized. NCBI's taxonomy places the organism in Eukaryota, Fungi, Ascomycota, Eurotiomycetes, Chaetothyriales, Herpotrichiellaceae. The transcript has a single exon. The record is from RefSeq and is a predicted model, not a curated record. Bases 1 to 1863 code for a protein of 620 amino acids. Gene Ontology annotation, biological process: microtubule anchoring at mitotic spindle pole body; protein localization to mitotic spindle pole body; mitotic sister chromatid segregation. Gene Ontology annotation, cellular component: mitotic spindle; MWP complex; microtubule organizing center. Gene Ontology annotation, molecular function: protein binding.